AUGGUGGGAGAUGUGAUUCCGCUCAAUGAUCUGUGGUGUGUCCUGCUUGGCAUAGAGAUAUAUUGGACAACUACCCAUGUAUCAUCUGAUGAGAAGCUCUAUUUAGCUAAGGCAUUGCGGCGUUACAGAAAAACACACGGAUCACUGUGCUUAGGUGGGUACUUUGUUGAUGCCAUCGUGGCCCGACUGAUGGAAGAGAAGGACGCUGGAUUGGGCAAAGACGUCGUUGGCGUGAAGAAAGCAUUAGACGGUGGCGGGCCAGCAAAAUGCGCUGGAUGGAAGCCAGAAGGGAUGAAGAAGAAAGCGAGAUUCUGGAGCAAUACGUUGCGAUUGCCAGAGAAGAAGCCAGAAAAACUCAAUGCUAUGACCCAUGCAUCUUUCAGGAAGAAAGUGGUGUACAUCGACCCCCAGUCACUCACCCACGAGGCCAAGAAUGCUAAGUGCAUUCUCUUCCAAGACCAGCACUUUGUGGCUUUGCGAUUCUUGGAUGGGCAAUGGGAAAUCAAUUUUGAACGGUAUACGCAUACCUGGGAAAAAGCUGAUCUGUACCGUGGCCUUCAGCGUGGACAUCCCUACUGUCAAGAUGAGAAGGGCGUGUGGAUUAUCGAUGUGGAAGAGGUCGAUGCUGCCUAUUACAUUGCUUCCCAAGAAGAUGUGUGCCACAACAGCAGAGGAAAAGAUGAGUGCGGUGGCUCUAUCUCUAACCACUCUGGCAUGAAACGAAAGUGCGUCGAAGAGGAUGAAGAAGAAGCGCAAUUCCGCUCAACAAACAUUCGGCACAAUCGUCAAAUCUUUCGGACAGAGUGGACGAUCUACGCAAGCGAGGAGGACCUUGCUGGCUCCAUCGACUUGGCAGCUAGAAUGCCGGUCCCUUGGGUGAUGCUUUCAGCCAACCCUUUGCAGCCUUCACCUAUUGAUCCAGAAAUGCAAGCCAGGAUUUGGGCUCAGCUGAAGCAAUUCCGUACGGAAGUAGAGCCUUCGUUUCCUACACUUGCAAAGUUUCCACAUCUCUUUUGGAUUCUACCAGUUCCUUUUGAUCUGCAGCAGCCACGUGCGAAUUGGAUUGUUCAGAUGAGGGCAUAUGGUUGUUUCCUGUCCAUGAUUCACAACGGUCAGUCACAACAGUUAGAGCUUGCCCUGAUGGCGUACUACAGUCCAGAAAUUGAGAGGAACUUUGGACUGCUAGAGCUGGUUUCAACUCAAAAGGCUUCUGUCAGCAGACGUGACAGGCUGAAGAGGUUGAUGGCUGCUUGGAUGUGCUUGCACGUGCUGUCUGUACCAGUCCCAGGAAGAGAGAGCGGCAUGCCUGCAAUUGGUUGCGCUGAUGACUCAGUAGACGUGGCCAGCCAGCGAAGCGGUCCACGCACUGCUGCGAAAUCGAAAGCAGGUCCAAGCCAGAGAGUAGAAGACAGUGCCAUGAGAAUUGUCAAGGAAGAGGACAAAGAAGCUGACGACAUUCCUCUAGAAGAUGCUACUUUUGAGAGGCUGAAGCAAAGACGUCACAUGAGGGGAGCCAACACGUCAGAUGUAGAUUUCGCGCACCUGUUCAACUCCUUGGCAAAAAUGAACGACUGCUUCCAGCAAGAACCUGCAGAGGAGAUCGAUACGUCAGACACCAUCUUGCGCAAGGAGAAUCAAUUCUUGGCUGCGUGCGUGAAUGCUUGCUUAACUUUUGAAGGGCAGCAGCGCAAAGAAAAGAAUAGAGAAGAACACGCAGAUGAAGAGCAAGAGGGUCCGGGGCAACAAGGUCCACAAGGACCAUGGAAUGCAGCCACUGCGAAAACCAUCAUGGCAGUGAAAAAGCAGUUGUCAUAUGAGCUGUGCCAAGAUAAGCUCCUACAUUUUAUGUCGGAAUGGUGUGACACACCCAAGGAAGUGGAAGCUUCGUGUUGCUACGAAGACUGCGCGGUGAAAUACGAUGAUGAGCUCCUACCUGCUCGACAAAUUCAGCGUGAGCAGCUUGUAAACUGCUAUUUGAGAAUCCCUCAUUCCAUCAAGCAAACAGUGCCUGCCGACAUUGUGGAAAGGUUCUCGCAGAAAAAGCCUGAAGUCAAGACAGAAAAUUCUGAAGAUCACAUUCUCAUCCGCAAGGUGAACUACCAAUACCCUGGCCCUUGCACUAUCCGAACUCGCAAACAAGUGGUAGGAAACUUCCUCUUACAUUCCGAAAAUGGUGGCAGCCCACAUUGCGUUGCUGUGAAGCAGGACGAGGAAGACAAGCUGAUUGUUUUUGACACAGAUGGUGUCUUCCACUUAGCAGUAGCUGACUUCGAGACAGCGUUGUUAGGUGGUGUGGAUGCUGCCACGUGUGUUAUUUUCAAACUUCAGGACGGCAAAAAGGAUACAGAUGUGGGUAUGUCCGAUUUUGAGAACCUCCUGGACUUAGCAGCAGGGAGUUCUGAAUCAAAUGAAGAAUGCACUACAGACGAUGCUCAGGACACAGCAUUACUGCCAGAGGUGUCCGAAAAGAAGGGAAGCUUUGAUUGGCUAGAUGACACUGGACGUGUGAUCACCGACCAGGUGUUGUUGAGUGAUUUGCAAACGGAGGCGCAAAAGUUUAUGGAAGCUGCCAAGGCUGGACAAUUCCGAGCCGAACGCGGUGCUUUUCAAUGCCCUGCGUGCCCCUUCCGGAAGUUCGACCGCUGCAAGCGUCUGGCUGUCCAUCUUUCUCGGUAUCAUACAGCAAAGCGUCAGUUCUGUUGUUCCGGCACAAAGCAGAUCAAAAUCAUUCUUGCUCUCCAUGACUCAGACAUGAUUGCUGAAAAAAGGCAAGGGAACUACCUGAAGCGAAGCGCCACGCUGCUAAGAAGAUCUAUCAAGCCAAUGCUUUCGCCGCAGAACAACGCCGUCGACAAGGAAAUUCGGUUUCUAUUGGACGCGUCAGGUCCAAGGGUAGUGCAUCGGCAAGCGCUUCGCAGCGCGCGUUGA
Messenger RNA from Durusdinium trenchii, 2928 nucleotides. Lineage: Eukaryota; Dinophyceae; Suessiales; Symbiodiniaceae. The record is from the annotation of a GenBank genome assembly.